Penicillium malachiteum is the source of this 585-nucleotide messenger RNA. RefSeq names its product putative high expression lethality protein Hel10 (gene hel10). Lineage: Eukaryota; Fungi; Ascomycota; Eurotiomycetes; Eurotiales; Aspergillaceae. The coding region runs from base 1 to 585 and encodes 194 amino acids. The record is from RefSeq and is a predicted model, not a curated record. The transcript is spliced from 2 exons.
AUGUCUGGCUACUACGACAACAACCAGUACAACCAGGGUUACAACCACCAGCAGCAGCAGGGUGGUUACCCUCAGCAGCAAGGCUACGGUCAGCAAGGCGGUUACCCCCAGCAGGGCGGCUCCAACGAGUACUACAACCAGCAGCCCCAGCAAGGCUACCAGCAGCAGCAGGGUGGUUCCAACGACUACUACAACCAGCAGCAGCCUCAGCACCAGCAGCAGUAUGGUGGCGAGCAGCAGCACUACGGCCAGGAAGGUUCCCGAGAGGGAUACUACGGCGAACAGCAGCAGCACCAGCAGCAGCAGGGUGCUCCCGGUGAGGCUCAGGAGGGUGAGCGUGGUCUUGCCGGCGCUCUUGCCGGUGGUGCCGCUGGUGGUUGGGCCGGUCACAAGGCCAACCACGGCUUCCUCGGAACGAUCGGUGGAGCCAUUAUGGGUAGCAUUGCGGAGGAUGCCAUCAAGAAGCACAACCGGGAUCAGGCUCCUCCCCAGGGUGGUCCAGGUGGUCCCUACGGCGGCCCCGGCCCUGCCCCUCAGGGCGGCAACAACAUGAUGGACCAGCUCGGCGGCUUCUUCAAGCGCUAA